Messenger RNA from Aspergillus steynii IBT 23096, 1260 nucleotides. RefSeq lists its product as uncharacterized. The coding region runs from base 13 to 1260 and encodes 415 amino acids. The transcript has 2 exons. NCBI's taxonomy places the organism in Eukaryota, Fungi, Ascomycota, Eurotiomycetes, Eurotiales, Aspergillaceae. The record is from RefSeq and is a predicted model, not a curated record.
UGGCCAUUAACUAUGACUCACUUUCCGCGCAAAGGACGUCAAUCACAGCAACAACGAGAACCACUACAGCCACGCUCACCCCCCGACCGGAAUACAUUUGCUUUUCGCCCCCGGGCCUACAUUGUUAUUCUCGUCCUCGUCUAUGGCGCACUUUCCCUUACAUCAUGGUGUAUACUUUGUACCCUUAGUUGGAGACCUCUCGGGAAAUCGAACUAUGAGUUUGGGCCCCUUGUUGAGACGGAGUUGGAAAGCAUUAAGCACCAAGUAUCCAAAUGGUCUCAGGCUUCCAGAGUAGUGUCUGGAGUCGUCGGUGUUUUAACUCUUCCCUUAACUUCGUCCGUUUGCGCCUUUGCUGCGGUAAACUUCACGCAACCAAGGACCUGGGGGGGCAAGUCUUCGCUUACAUUGAAUCAAACGGUAACUCUAGCGAAUAAAGGCUGGACAAGUCCUCUGGUACUUUUUACUCUGCCUUUCAAAUUUAAAAGUAUUGGCAGUUUCUAUCUAUAUUACGCAAUCGCCCUUCAUAAUAUAGGUGGCAUACUCAGCCCUCUACAGCAGCUAGUGUUGGAUCAGGAAGAGAUCCAUACAUUGAUCAAUUACCCUGUGCAAAAGAUGGGGCUUCUCGAACCUCCACGCUUGGUAAUUCAGAACUUUCCACGGGAGGAAGUUGCCUUGCUUAGGGCUAUUUUAAACAGCGCCCGGCCAACCGAUCUGGACCUGAACCUCUGGCAGGACCAGGAUAGCAAUUCAGCCGCGUCGCCAUUUGUCUCUAUGGCACCAUCUAAUAUAGACACUAAGGGCAUCCGUCAAUUUGCUCCCCGGUUGAAUUCCUCCAUGCGGCAAGAAACACUACAAAAAGAUGACUUUCCGUCAGACUGCUCAGGCAAUUCUUUUUUCAGAAACUAUACACUACCAGCUGGCAGCCUUUACACGUAUCAGCAUAUUUCGGUAUGCAUGCCCGGGGAUCUAAGUAUUUCACCGUUCCGCAGAACACGGGACAAAUAUGAUUUUGACGAAGUACUCUAUCUCAAAGUGAAAACAGACGCCUAUAAUGGAGAUUGGAUUACCCGCAAAUUAAUUCUCUCAACUACAGUCGGCUACUUCGAGCUGCCAAAUUCAUUAAAUGGUAACAAACCAGGGCCUUUACAGCCGAAGGAUCCUAUUAAAUCAUGUCCGAAUCCGCCUUGCGAGCCGCAAAUUCAAGGGUUAGUGCUCAUAUGUCUAUCCUCGUAUUUCCACCUACAAAGCUCACACUUAUAA